AUGAGCUCCACAGACCCUUGCCCGGCGUGUAGCUGGACGAGUGAACGCCAGAGAUGUUGUAGCUAUGAAAGCCGGAUCAAACUGUUCUACGAAGCAAGCGACCGAGGCGUCUGGUCAUUGGGAUCGAAGCUAGUUCUUAAAGAUCGAGGCCCUAAUAGUUUUCCAACCUGCGAAGUACAAACCACACAGUUUGUUCAGGAGAAGACAUCGAUCACAGUUCCCACUUUUGUCGAUUCAUGGGAAGAAGACGGACACACCCUUAUCUUGAUGAAGCGCAUUCCUGGUGAACCUCUCAGCAGUGCCUGGCCAAAGCUCUCUAUCGCCGAGAAAGAGAACAUAGCACAGCAGACCGCUGAGAAUCUCCUCCAACUCCGCGAUAUCCAUUCUGACAAGAUACAAGGGAUUGGUGGUCGUCCUGUUUACUCGAAUUUCCUCUUUCCGAAUAGAAAGGGGUAUGGAUUUCCUCAUGGUCCUCUGGCAACUGAUGACGAGUUGUGGGGCGAAAUGGAAAAAAGCUUGCACGAAGAUAUGUCUGAAGCUGCGCGUAUACGACUUCGAAGUCGUAUGCCACCCGCAACGCCUUAUACCUUUACGCAUGGUGAUCUAACUAAUGUCAACAUCAUGGUCCAUAAUGGCUCUCUUACUGGCAUCAUUGAUUGGGAACAUUCUGGAUAUUAUCCAGUAUGGUGGGGAGUAUGCUUGUACCUCGGUUCGCGAUAG
Penicillium cosmopolitanum is the source of this 720-nucleotide messenger RNA. Its product is annotated as aminoglycoside phosphotransferase family protein. NCBI's taxonomy places the organism in Eukaryota, Fungi, Ascomycota, Eurotiomycetes, Eurotiales, Aspergillaceae. Bases 1 to 720 code for a protein of 239 amino acids. The record is from RefSeq and is a predicted model, not a curated record. The transcript has a single exon.